CUUCCUCUCAACACAUCACCUCCGGCCUCCAACCCGAAUUCCUUGCAACCCACUACAACACCACAUCUCGAGUCUCAGAUAUUCUGAGAUUCGCCUCUCUCAUCACUGCGCUUGAUCCCUUCAAAAAGAUCAGACAGACCAAAGCAAUCACCAUGCCUCCCAAAGCUGCCAAAUCCGACAACAAGGCGUCGGCCUCGGCUAACGACAACGACAAGGUGUCUUUCCUCACCGAGCAUGAGCUGAGGAUCUUGGCUCAGUGUAUUCUUUCCACUAACAACAACAUCGGUAAUAUCAAGCCCAACUACCCCAAGGCCGGCGCCGAGCUGGGCCUCGCGGCCGGCACGGUCAAGAACGCCUGGGGCGUGAUCAAGCAGAAGAUCACCGCCGAGAAGGCCAAGACCGGCGCCCCCGCCGCCUCCGCCGCCAACAAUGAUGACGACAAGGACUCGGAGGACGCCAACCCGACUCCCAAGAAGCGCGCCAGAACUGCCAAGACGGCCCCCGCCGCUGCCGCUGCCAAGCGCCCCCGCGGCCGUCCCGCUGCCCAGCAGCCGGCUCCGCUUCUUUCGGGCAGGAUUCGCCUGAGCGUGAAGAGCCAGCCGAAGAAGAAUGACGCCGAGAAGGAGAAGGAGGUGGGGGAGGAUAGCGGUGAUGAAGAGGCAGAGAACAGCGGCAAUACCACGGUCGAUGAGGACGAGGCGGGUGAGCCUGGGGUGGUUUGAGGCUCUUGCCGUGGAGAUGUCUGCGGCCUAACAGACUGACUGCCGGGCUGGGUGUGCUCUCCUCGCACGGUGGCUCGCACUUUUUGCGGGUGUUUGUGUCGUUCUCUGGGCUGGGCAGUGGUGGGGAUAGCUGGAGUUUGAGCGACACUACUGGGAUACGUACUGGAUUGGCUUGUGUGGCAGUUUGGGUUUUGCAGGCUGCUUUUGGAGAGGAGUCUGCACUGUCUUGGGCUGGUUGGGGGUCAGGCAUCUGGGUAUGAGCAGUAGUAG
Molecule: messenger RNA, 992 nt
Organism: Parathielavia hyrcaniae
Lineage: Eukaryota; Fungi; Ascomycota; Sordariomycetes; Sordariales; Chaetomiaceae
Source: the annotation of a GenBank genome assembly